AUGGCCACCGCGAGCAGGAGUCCUCCGAGGCCGCGGGCGUUGCUCUCUCCGCUGAGGCUGCUGCUGCUGCUGGAAUGCUGUGUCCUCGCGGCCGCCCAGAAGGACAAGGGGGCGGCUGGUAGGGAGGCGGGCCCGGUCUCGGGCCCCACGGGCGGUUCCUCGGGUCGCUUCGUGAGCUCAGAGCAGCACGCGUGCAGCUGGCAGCUCUUGGUGCCGGCUCCGGGGACACCGACGGGCGGCGAGCUGGCCCUGAGCUGCCAGGCCCCGGGCGGGGCUCGCCUUCACUGCGCCUACCGCGGGCAUCCCGAGCGCUGCGCGACCUCGGGCGCCCGGCGCUCGCACUACUGGAAGCGGCUGCUGGGCGCCCUGCGCAGGAAACCGCGACCCUGCCUGGACCCCGAGCCGCUGCCACCGCGCCUGUGCGCCCGCAAGAAGGUAGGCGCCGAGCUGCACCCGCCCGCGCGCCCCACCCUGUCCGCGCGUUCCGUCGAGCAGACCCGGGCCAGGGCGCGGAGCCGGGCCCGGCAGCGACAACCAGUGUUGUCCCCGAGCUCGCCGCCUCCCAAGGAGAAGAAGCCCUCGAGGACGAAGACCAGAGUGAGCAGGAGGAAGGUGGGCUCGGACCCGGUCCCAGAGCCUCCCGUAGUGGCCGGGCUCCCGCCAGACGGGCUGGAUCAGAAUGCCCAGCUCACUGAGACCUACUGCACCGAGAAGUGGCACUCCCUCUGCAACUUCUUCGUCAAUUUCUGGAAUGGCUGA
Messenger RNA from Arvicola amphibius (Eurasian water vole), 759 nucleotides. It is a transcript of the gene Fgfbp3, whose product is annotated as fibroblast growth factor binding protein 3. The transcript has a single exon. The coding region runs from base 1 to 759 and encodes 252 amino acids. NCBI's taxonomy places the organism in Eukaryota, Metazoa, Chordata, Mammalia, Rodentia, Cricetidae. Gene Ontology annotation, biological process: cell-cell signaling. Gene Ontology annotation, molecular function: growth factor binding. The record is from RefSeq and is a predicted model, not a curated record.